Molecule: messenger RNA, 410 nt
Organism: Cydia amplana
Lineage: Eukaryota; Metazoa; Arthropoda; Insecta; Lepidoptera; Tortricidae
Gene: EH
Product: eclosion hormone
Exons: 3
Coding region: 72-332 (86 amino acids)
Biological process (GO): ecdysis, chitin-based cuticle; neuropeptide signaling pathway
Molecular function (GO): ecdysis-triggering hormone activity
Source: RefSeq, a predicted model, not a curated record
GACAGAUCUUCACAUUCAGCCUUCGUCUUCUUCACCGAGCUGCUUCAUAAAUUCCUGUAAGCUAGCUGACAAUGUCCGGAAAGUUCUCAGUAGCCCUGCUCUUCGCCGUCUUGGUAGUGAGCCUCGGCAUCAUCAACUGCAAUCCUGCUAUCGCGUCCGGUUUCGACCCCAUGGAGGUGUGCAUAGAAAACUGCGCGCAAUGCAAGAAGAUGCUGGGUGACUGGUUCCAGGGCCCGCUCUGCGCGGAGACCUGCAUCAAGCUCAGAGGCAAACUCAUCCCUGAGUGCGAGAACUUCGCUUCCAUAUCGCCUUUUAUUGUCAACAAAUUUUAACGCGAUUGGAAUCAUUUUGUCGAGCGCACGAUAUAAGUAAGACGGUUUUUUUGGACACUGAAGAAUGGGCUGUUGAGU